Messenger RNA from Phyllostomus discolor (pale spear-nosed bat), 1940 nucleotides. RefSeq names its product acyl-CoA dehydrogenase short chain (gene ACADS). The coding region runs from base 93 to 1322 and encodes 409 amino acids. Lineage: Eukaryota; Metazoa; Chordata; Mammalia; Chiroptera; Phyllostomidae. The record is from RefSeq and is a predicted model, not a curated record. Gene Ontology annotation, molecular function: flavin adenine dinucleotide binding. Gene Ontology annotation, biological process: fatty acid beta-oxidation using acyl-CoA dehydrogenase; butyrate catabolic process. The transcript has 10 exons. Gene Ontology annotation, cellular component: mitochondrion.
GCGGGGCCCGUGACCCGCUAGGGCCCGCCCCAGCAGCCGGAAACGCCUGCGGCGGGAGUCUAGGAGGUAACCGUGCGCCUUCACGGUCCUCCAUGGCCUGCGCCGCGCUGCUUGCCCGGGCCUACGGCCCCGUCCGCAGAGCUCUCCGCCGUCAGUUACACACCAUCUACCAGUCUGUGGAGCUGCCCGAGACACACCAGAUGCUGCGCCAGACAUGCCGGGACUUUGCUGAGAAGGAGCUGGUUCCCAUCGCGGCCGAGCUGGACAAGGAGCACCGCUUCCCAGCGGCUCAGGUGAAGAAGAUGGGCGCGCUGGGGCUUCUGGCCAUGGACGUGCCGGAGGAGCUGAGCGGCGCUGGCCUCGACUACCUGGCCUACGCCAUCGCCAUCGAGGAGAUCAGCCGGGGCUGUGCCUCCACUGGUGUCAUCAUGAGUGUCAACAACUCCCUGUACUUGGGGCCCAUCCUGAAGUUUGGCUCCAAGGAGCAGAAGCAGAAGUGGAUCACGCCUUUCACCAGUGGCGACAAGAUUGGCUGCUUUGCCCUCAGUGAACCAGGGAAUGGCAGUGACGCAGGAGCCGCCUCCACCACCGCCCGGGCAGAGGGUGACUCCUGGGUCCUGAACGGCACCAAAGCCUGGAUCACCAAUUCCUGGGAGGCCUCGGCCACGGUGGUCUUUGCCAGCACCGACAGGUCCUUGCAUAACAAGGGCAUCAGUGCCUUCCUGGUUCCCAUGCCAACGCCUGGGCUCUCCUUGGGGAAGAAGGAAGACAAACUGGGCAUCCGGGCCUCGUCCACGGCCAACCUCAUCUUUGAGGACUGUCGAAUACCCAAGGAGAACCUGCUGGGGGAGCUGGGGAUGGGCUUCAAGAUAGCCAUGCAAACCCUGGACAUGGGCCGCAUCGGCAUUGCCGCCCAGGCUCUGGGCAUCGCCCAGGCCGCCCUGGACUGUGCUGUGAACUACGCCGAGAACCGCAGGGCCUUUGGGGCACCCCUCACCAAGCUCCAGGGCAUCCAGUUCAAGUUGGCGGACAUGGCCCUGGCCCUGGAGAGCGCCCGGCUGCUGACCUGGCGCGCUGCCAUGUUGAAGGAUAACAAGAAGCCUUUCACCAAGGAGGCAGCGAUGGCCAAGCUGGCUGCAUCGGAGGCUGCCACUGCCAUCAGCCACCAGGCCAUUCAGGUCCUGGGUGGCAUGGGCUACGUGACAGAGAUGCCGGCCGAGCGGCACUACCGUGACGCCCGCAUCACCGAGAUCUACGAAGGCACCAGCGAGAUCCAGAGGCUGGUCAUCACGGGGCACCUGCUCAAGAGCUACCGGAGCUGAGCCCCUCCGGCCGGGCCGACCAGCGCCCCACCCAGCUCGGGGCUGGCCCGAGGACUGUGGGCAAGGGAGUGGGAGCUGCGUGGCCUGCCCCCGACUCCCAGACACUGUGGGGAGGACAGGCCGCCCAGGCCCCAGGCUGUCUGGCGCGGACCUCUGCCUGCCCGAGGCCAGAGUGCCGGGGAGUGGGUCUCGGGCGAUGCGAGGCGAGCGAGGGGCUGUGACCUGUGCCUGAGCACCCCGUCUGCAGCUCCGUUUCUUGGCGUUGCUCCACCCUCACAACGGUGCCUUAUUUUCUUCAUCGGGGCCGUGGGAAGGGCUAAGGGACUGCUCUGGGGCUCCAUCACUCCCGUGGGCCCUGGAGCUCAGCCGGAGACUGGUGGGCCUGGGUCUUGGCGGUGUCUGCUCUUUUCCCUGAGACCGGGGGCUGGGAGGAGGUAGAAGUGAGAACUAAUGGGCCUCCGGCAGCAGAAGCUGUGCUCUCAGGCCCAGGGCUGCGCCUUUGGAAACACCGUGGCAUGUUCUUUGUGACGUAUCAGCGUGUGCAGGUGGCUGGUCUGGUUUGGGCUUUGGGACGUCAUGUGUGGGAACUGAGUAAUAAAGCACACCUGUGUCCCUGGA